AGCUGAUUGGGAUGGUAACCCAGGAAGCUCCUGAGUCUGCCCGGUGUCUGUGCCCUUCUCUGGCCAGCCCGAAUGUCAAGGAUGCGCUUCGGAGAAAGCACAAGAGGAAGAGCCGACAGCACCAGCGGUUCAUGGCCCGGAAGGCCUUGUUGCAGGAGCAGGGGCUGCUGAGCACGCCCCCAGACCCAGGAUCCUCCCCACUGCCCAUGCUGUUGGAGGAACCGCCAGGCACUGAAGCUGCCAGCAGUGAGAGGCAGCACCCAAGGACCGAAUCUGGAGGUGUCCAAUCCAGUAGAAAGCCCACCCCCAGGGAAUCUGCGGGACCUUUGCCCAGCAAGUGUGUGGCUAUAGACUGUGAGAUGGUGGGCACAGGACCCCGAGGGCGGGUGAGUGAGCUGGCCCGCUGCUCUGUGGUGAGUUACCACGGUGACGUCCUCUACGACAAGUACGUCCGGCCUGAGAUGCCCGUUGUGGACUACCGCACUCGCUGGAGCGGCAUCACUCGGCAGCACAUGCGGACGGCCAUCCCCUUCCAAGUGGCCCAGAAAGAGAUCCUCAAGCUCCUGAAGGGCAAGGUGGUGGUGGGGCAUGCACUGCACAAUGACUUCCAGGCCCUCAAGUAUGUUCACCCUCGGAGCCUGACCCGAGAUACCACUUAUGUCCCCAACCUUCUCAGCCAGCCCAGCCUCCACACCCGGACCCGGGUCUCUCUUAAGGACCUGGCCCUGCAGCUGUUGCACAAGAAGAUCCAGGUGGGGCAGCAUGGGCACUCAUCAGUGGAAGAUGCCAUGACAGCCAUGGAGCUCUACCAGCUGGUGGAGGUGCAGUGGGAACAGCAGGAGGCCAGCCGCCUCCGGAGCCACUCCGAGGACAGAGAGCCUGACAGCAGCACGGACACGGAGCAGUAUAUGGAGGACCAGUACUGGCCUGAUGACCUGGCCCAGGCCACCAGCGGAGGAAUGGAGGAGGCACAGGACAAAAGAGAGUGAGGGAGGAGAGGUUCCCGGGCGGCUUCUGAGUGUGGGGAGUGGGGGCCAG
Ceratotherium simum simum (southern white rhinoceros) is the source of this 1038-nucleotide messenger RNA. It is a transcript of the gene AEN, whose product is annotated as apoptosis enhancing nuclease. Gene Ontology annotation, cellular component: nucleus. Gene Ontology annotation, biological process: intrinsic apoptotic signaling pathway in response to DNA damage by p53 class mediator. The record is from RefSeq and is a predicted model, not a curated record. Lineage: Eukaryota; Metazoa; Chordata; Mammalia; Perissodactyla; Rhinocerotidae. Gene Ontology annotation, molecular function: exonuclease activity; nucleic acid binding.